Messenger RNA from Achroia grisella, 1001 nucleotides. RefSeq lists its product as uncharacterized. NCBI's taxonomy places the organism in Eukaryota, Metazoa, Arthropoda, Insecta, Lepidoptera, Pyralidae. The transcript has 2 exons. Gene Ontology annotation, molecular function: protein binding. The coding region runs from base 115 to 942 and encodes 275 amino acids. The record is from RefSeq and is a predicted model, not a curated record.
CUGUGAUAAAAGCAGGACGCGGGUAAUAAUAAACUUGGCAAGAUAUUAUAAUCGUACAGUUGACUGAGUGAUAGCAUAUUUACUGGACACAACAUCAAUAUUAAUAAUACAACAAUGCUGCCGUAUCUACUACUGAUAGUAAUAUCAUCAGUCACAUCAGAGCUUUGUCCCUACGUGUACGACAACCAGUCCUACACGAGGACAUCAAUACUGACUAUAAAAGGCCUACCAACCAACUUAGUUGUCAAUCCACACACCAACGACCUCCUUUUCACAUUAAUUGAUCUCGAAUCAUUACAAAAUGACGAAGUCCAAACUAAAAUGGACCAAUACAUACUGAGGAAUGGAGAGCCAAUCAAAAUUGACAAUGUAAACGGUCAGGAUGCGGCUGUAGAUAUCAACUACAACAAAGUAUAUAUAGCCAGUGACGAUGGCUUAAAUGUCCUCAAUAAAACUAAUAAAGCGAACUUUGUUAGUUUAAAAGAUGAAGAUAUAGUUCAAAUAUAUAAACCCCGCAAUAAGGAUGAGAUUUAUGCAGUUAUAUAUCCUGAAAAUGAAGUAUAUAUUAUAAAUCUCAAGAGGAAUGAAAAGAAGAAGGUUGAUUAUGUACCUUGUGCGUAUAUAAUAGCAGUAGAUGAAGAAGACAAUAUUUAUUAUGAGUGUGAUUCGAAAUAUGUUAAAGUUUUGUUGAAAGAUUUCCAAGAGCCUAUUGAAUUUGUUGGUAUCGCUAAGAAUACAGCAAGAGCUAUUACAGUGGAUAGUAAUAAUAGAGUUAUUUUAGCAACCAACGAUGGUCUAUAUCAAUUGAGACCUGAUAGUGUGAUACCUAAGAAGUUGAUGCAACUAGACUUUAUACCAGCUGGUAUUGCUUUUAAUGAGGAUGAUUUGUAUAUAUCUACAAAUAGUAUAAUAUACAAGUAUAGUCAGACAGAAUGUGAAUGAAGUGCUAAUAUAAUUUAUUGAUAAACCAAAUAAAGAUUACUUUGGCUCGCUUUCAGUUA